AUGGACCAGAACCGACUUCUUCGGUCGCUCGCUCUCUACCUUCGCCUCGCCCUCCUCGCGCUCGCGUUUUCUCUUUUGGGGGCUUCGGCGCGCACGGCCUUCCCUGACAGCCGUGCACGCCCUCCGCGUCAGUCUCCCGCUCCCUGGUCUUCUCUGCUGCGUCCGAUUCUGCCUCUGUCUCCUCCCUCUGUUUCACCCUUCUCGCGUCCUUCUCGCUGCUCGUCUGGUCCCAUCUGCGCGGAGUCGCCUGCACGCAUCUCGGCCGCCGCCUCAAGAACCGAGCCAGGCGGAUGCCUGCCUUCCCGCACGAACCGGUCCUCUACCUUCUUCCGCAGCGUGGUCGGCGCUCCGUCCCCUGUCUGCGCCUCCUCGUGUGCGUUUGUUUCUCCCCUCUUCGCCUCUUCUUUCUCCCCGCCUCGGGCGUGGCCUCUGUUCGCUCCCUUCCUCGCGUCUUGCAACCAACCCACUUCUGCUCAGUCUCUCUGUCCGGCGUCCGCUUUGCGCCGUCCGUCUCCCGCCAUAGAGUCUCUCUCCUUCUUCGCUCCUCAGCGCUCGACGUGCGAGGAUUCCGGAGCCGCGCAUGCGUCGCGUCAUCUCCGAAGCGCGGAGCUCUCAGUUUCCUCGCCAACCCGCCUCUUUGCCGAAAAGGGGGAAGACCCGCAACGCGACCUCCAUGUCGAGAACGAUUCAGAGGGUGCCUUCGGCGAGGAAGCGCGUCCGGAAGCCGAACGUUCACUGGACGCCAGUGUCUCCGCAGCUGACAACGCAGAACGCAGAAGCGGGGCAUGCGACGGCCUUGACAGCCGCCGUUCGGCCGCCAAAGACGGCGAAUCCAGUGCGGUCUCUUUUGGAGACGCACCCUUCAGUGCAUCUACGGAGGAAGAAGAAGGCGACUACUGGAGCGACGCGUCUCUCGUCUCUCUGCAGGAGGAACCUCGCUCAACUGAAGAGGGGGAAAGAGACAUCGCAGACGCAAAAUCCGCAGCGAGCGCGGCAGGCCGAGACAAGUCCGCAGCCAAGCCGUCUGAGGCGAAGUCCGCGGGGAAACGUGGACCAGGUCUGCGCGACGGAGACAGCGCGGAUGGCCCAGACGCACCGAGACGCAAGAAGCCGAAGGAACAAGGAACAGACGAAGCGCGACAAGGGGAAAUACCGGAAGAGGACGCGACCCUGACGUUCCUUUUCCCGGAAGAAGAAGAAGCCCGACAGAAAAACGCGGCAGCUGCGGCGGUCGCGCGAUCCUUAGCCUCGACAACCAGCAAACUGUUUGCGUCUCUGCAUCCGAAGAUUUCUUCGGCAACUGUGGAGGCUCUGCAAGCGCGGGGCAUAACCGCUAUGACGCCGAUCCAAAGUGAAAGCUACGACGUACUGUUUGAUGGCCGCGAUGUCGUUGCUCGGAGCGAAACUGGGAGUGGAAAAACAAUCGGCUUCGCCCUGCCGCUGAUGGAGAGAGAACGACGCGAUAUGGAGAGAGAUUUCGCUGGAGACUUGCCAGGCGAAGACGCAGCUGAGAAAGAACUCAGACGGAGAGACAGCGACUUCUACGAGCAGCCAAGAGUGUUGGUCCUCGAACCGACUCGGGAACUCGCCCGGCAAGUCGCCCAGGAAGUGGAGCGGCUUGGCGACGCCCUGGACCUCUCCUCGUUCUGCGUGUACGGAGGAGUUCCGGUGGAGUCGCAACUGCGUCACUUGCGGCGCGAAAAACAACGCCGGAGCCGGCCGGGGGCGUCUCCAGGCUUCGCAGGGGACGUGUCUCCGCUCGGAAGACGCAGACAGAGAGACGACCAGAGAGAUUCGGGGCGCCUGGACGUCCUCAUAGCGACGCCAGGCCGGCUGCUCGACUUGAUGGGUCUCAACGAAGGCCGCGAGACUCCCCAGCAAGACGUUGACCUUUCGUCGGUGCGCCACGUCGUUCUGGACGAGGCCGACGAAAUGCUCAAGCUGGGCUUUGCUGCCGACGUGGAGAAAAUCCUGCAGAAAGUGAAGGAAAACCCUUUCAACGUCCAGGUGAUUCUCUUCUCCGCGACCACGCCUGACUGGGUGAAAGACGUCGCCGGCGCGUACUUGAGGAAUCCGAAGCACAUCGACAUUCUCGCGGAACGCAAGCUGAGAACGUCCACGACGGUCUCGCACCUCGCCGUCCGCCUGCCGGCCCUCGCGGCGUCUUCCCACGGCCGAGUCGCCCCCUGGUCCGGUCGUGGCAGCAGCCCCACAGCGGCGGCAGCUCCGCUGCUCCAGGAUCUCAUUCUCGCGGAGUCGGCGAGCGGGAAACAGGCAAUCAUUUUCGUGCCGACCAAAGCGGACGCGGACGCGCUCGCAAACGCGGCCGACUUUGAGAAAAUCGGCGCGAGUGUCCUCCACGGCGACAUCGGGCAGGAAACCCGUCAGGCAGUCAUGGAAGGCUUCCGCAGAGGUCGCUACAAAGUGCUCAUCGCCACAGAUGUCGCUGCCCGCGGAAUUGACGUAGACAGCGUCGACCUCGUAAGCGAUUCCGGAAACAUGGGUGCGCGGCUGGGUGGCGUCGGCCAGCCGAUGAGAACUGAAGCGAGUGUGGACGAAGCCGAGAGAGCUAGGGAUGCCCACGGACGACAGCGAGGGGAGAAAAAGACGAUGGGGGAAAGUCGGGCGGGGCAUCUCCCAAAAGAGGCCGGAAAAACUGCCCCGUGCCUCCACGGGGGCGCGUGCGAAACCUCUCAUCAAAGGGUUGGAGAAGACGCGUUUCCCAAGAAAGGCGAGGCUGUCAUCUUCCCUGCCCUCGCCGGCGAUCGACGCCGAGCACCCGAGGCUGAAGCGCCGGCUUGUUCUCUCGAUGCGCUUCCCUGGCAUCCCUGCGGAGUGCUUUGUGAAGUGAUUCACUGCGGGGUGCCAACCGACGCCGACACCUACAUCCAUCGAAGCGGGCGAACGGGCCGAGCCGGCCGCGCGGGAAAGUCUCUCGUCCUCGUGUCGCCGCAGGAAGUGGCCGAUCUGGAGAGGCUUGAGCGCGCAUGCGGAUUCAACCGUCCUCUAUACCUGGCCAACACGGCGAGUCGCUUACUCGAUUCAAUUUCUCCCUCGGUUCUCCCCUUCUUCCGCCCCGCCGCGGAAGACCUGCUUCGUCGAGGAGACCUCUACGGCGUGUCGGCUGUUGAGAUCGUCGCCCGCGCUCUUGCAGCUGCCGCGAAUAUGAAGACUCUGCCUCAGCGGUCGCUGCUCACCGGCAUGGCGGCACAGCUUACAGUUCUCUUCACAAACCGCCAGCGCGACUGGAAGUCUCCGAACGACAUUUAUUACUGGAUCCGCGCGGUAGCGGAAGAUUUGGGCGUCGAACUGCCGCCGACCCUUGGCGAGAUCCGCCAGAGUGCAGCUGACCGCCGCGUUGCCUACUUCGACCUACCGGUGGAGAUCGGCGCUGGCUUCCUGAAGGCCUUCAAAACCCGAGCUCGCGCUGAGCACGUGAGAGUAGUGGCAAUGUCGAGGGCCGAGCACCUGCUGACUCCGCUCGUCAACGAGAACGCCGGAGAGCGGAACCUGCCUCAUUUUUUCGGCCGCGGAGGCUCGAGCACCAGCAGGUAUCGGCGUAGCGGCAGCGACUUCGACGGCUCCAGAAAAGCGGGCAGAGGAAACGCCCAAGUGGACGUGAACCAAACGAGAACAUCUGGGGCUCUUCCAGUCGCAGAAGUCGAGAAGGACGAAACGACGACGCCCAUUUCUGGGAUGUUUGAAAGACGCACGCGGGGUGCACUCAUAUGA
This is a messenger RNA of Neospora caninum, 3732 nucleotides long. RefSeq lists its product as hypothetical. NCBI's taxonomy places the organism in Eukaryota, Apicomplexa, Conoidasida, Eucoccidiorida, Sarcocystidae. Bases 1 to 3732 code for a protein of 1243 amino acids. The transcript has 17 exons. The record is from RefSeq and is a predicted model, not a curated record. Gene Ontology annotation, molecular function: RNA binding; ATP binding; helicase activity.